Molecule: messenger RNA, 1710 nt
Organism: Myodes glareolus (Bank vole)
Lineage: Eukaryota; Metazoa; Chordata; Mammalia; Rodentia; Cricetidae
Gene: Nt5c3a
Product: 5'-nucleotidase, cytosolic IIIA
Cellular component (GO): cytoplasm
Molecular function (GO): magnesium ion binding; 5'-nucleotidase activity
Source: RefSeq, a predicted model, not a curated record
CCUACCAGCUCUUAGCCAUCAUGUUUUCCCAGCUAGUUAGGUUCUGUAAACUGAAUGGUAUCGAGCUGCGAGCCGGCAGGGCUGCCUCCCAUAGCAUAGUGAAGUACUUCUCACUUGCGUCACAAGACUGUUUGCAUAAGCUUAGUCAAGGCUUUGGGAGCCGCCCUCCGUUGCACCUUGUGCUAUAUUAGUGCGUCUCAGACAGGAAGAAUUUUCUUUUGCUGGUGCUGCCGUGACGUGUCCGGUUACCUUCAAAAAGAUUGAAUAACCAAGAAAUGACUAAUCAGGAGUCUGCUGACCUUUUGAAAAUGAUGCCCGAAUUUCAGAAAAGCUCAGUGCGCAUCAAAAAUCCUACAAGAGUAGAAGAAAUCAUCUGUGGUCUCAUUAAAGGAGGAGCUGCCAAACUUCAGAUAAUAACAGACUUUGAUAUGACGCUAAGUAGGUUCUCCUACAAUGGGAGAAGAUGCCCAUCAUGUCAUAAUAUCAUUGACAACUGUAAACUUGUUACAGACGAAUGUCGAGAAAAGCUGCUGCAGCUGAAGAAGCAGUAUUACGCCAUUGAGGUUGCUCCCGACCUCACCGUGGAAGAGAAGUUCCCUUACAUGGUAGAGUGGUAUACUAAAUCACAUGGUUUGCUUGUUGAACAAGGCAUACCAAAAGCCAAACUUAAAGAGAUUGUGGCAGACUCUGAUGUCAUGCUCAAGGAAGGAUAUGAGAAUUUCUUUGGUAAACUUCAUCAGCACGGUAUCCCUGUGUUCAUAUUUUCGGCUGGUAUCGGUGAUGUGCUUGAAGAAGUUAUACGUCAAGCUGGAGUUUACCAUUCAAAUGUCAAAGUGGUAUCCAACUUCAUGGAUUUUGAUGAAAAUGGAGUACUGAAAGGAUUCAAAGGAGAACUAAUUCAUGUAUUCAACAAACAUGAUGGUGCCUUGAAGAACACAGACUAUUUCAACCAACUGAAAGACAACAGCAACAUUAUUCUGCUGGGGGACUCCCAGGGAGACUUGAGGAUGGCAGACGGCGUAGCCAACGUUGAACACAUUCUGAAAAUUGGGUAUCUGAAUGACAGAGUAGACGACCUUUUAGAACAAUACAUGGACUCUUACGAUAUUGUUUUAGUAAAAGAAGAAUCACUGGAGGUUGUCAACUCGAUUUUACAAAAGACAUUAUAAUCAAGCCAUUUGUGAGAAGACGUCUCCCACAGGUGCAGCUGAAACCAGCACCAGCCAUCUUGAGGAAAGACUCUUAUUUAUAAGACAUUCUUGCUUUUGGCAUUUUCCCCUUUCCCUUCAGGUGGGAGUCCUCGGAUCUUCAGAUGUGUUGAACCUGCAGCCCCUUCUUUCACACACAACACUCACCAGAUUUUUUUAAGCAAUUAAAAACGAUCUUAAGGCCAAAAUUAGAAAAAGAACUCCCUUUUCCAAAGUGAAUUUUGUAGUUUGGUUUUCUUCAGUUUCUGGGCACUGUGUGGAGGCUCAGAGUGAUAGUGUGGCAGGUGAUAGUGUCUUUGAUUUUAACCACUGCCAGAUUUGUGAUUUGGGUGGAGUGUGAUAACACCAUCUCCUAAAAUAAUGUUUUGUUUGGUUAUUUUGUCUGGAAAAAAAAUUUUGCCAGGGAAGUCCAGCACUUUGUAUCUGAAAAACUGUUGGUGUCCAUAUCACGAACGUUACAGAUCUGUGUGAAACACUGAAAAUAAACCUGAAAUUAAAAGCG